GUGAACUGGUGAAUAAAAUCUACAGAUGACUUUUUAGCAUGAAGUUUGACUAAAAUGGAUCCAAAAGUCGAUGACAUGACAUUCCAGACCAUUGGUGGCUGGUCUGGUUAUCUCUGUUGUUCAGAAAAGUUGCCAUUAAGCAAAAGGAAAGAGAAAAUGUCACAGUUGCAAAAUUAAGUUAAAUUAAAUGGUAACUGAUAUGUCUGAGUGAAUAAACGAAUAGCAAACGUCCAAGAUUUUGGAUAACGGGAGAGAAAGGAAAGCAUCGGGCAAUGCUUUAUUUAUUCUCCAAGCGAAGCAUGCCAAGACUUACCUGCAAGAAAAGUUGAUCGGUUGUUAGUAAAAAGGAAUCAUGUAAUAACUAUUACAUGGUAAAUUAUAUCUGAUUGAUUGUUACACAGAGACAAAAGACAUUGAGAUAUUCUUAAGGCCUCAACCUGUCAUGUAUCUUGUUUAUUUCUUACUUCUCCUCUGUUGUGUCAUAGGCUCCGUGGCAUCUCUUCUUGUACUUAUUAUUCUGUUUCAUUGAAUUAGCUGAUUUUAUCGAAGUCCUUAACCUGCAAAACAUGUUGAGCUUCAUUAGGCCGAUUGUUAUGUUCUAUUUCUAGGAUGUAAUGGAAAUCGACCAUACAAAAAAGUAAAGGAAAAUGUGAAGUUUGUCUUCUUAUUUUUCUGUUUAUUUUGUUGGCCUAGAAAAUUUACAUGUUUGAUUAGUCCAUUUAAUGAUAAUAAUUUUCUAAUAUUUUAUCAGCCAAUAAAUUAAUGACUUUGUCUCGAGGCAUUUACCAUAAUACUAAUUGGAUCACUGGACUUUUUUUUAAUUCAUGAUGAUAAUAUCCUGAUUUAGAGUUCGACAUGUGAUUUGAUUUACUCCAGAACAUCACCCCACUUAGAUGGCUUAAUUUCCUGAAAUUACUCCCCCAUUUUCUCCUCAUAGCAGGCAAUCAAUUAUAGCCAUUCAACUCAAAAAAACCAAUAGACGAAAAAAAAUGGUGCACUCCGUGAAAAAUAGAAAGGUUUCGUUUGCAGACAGCCCUCUGCAAUUCAGGAGGAGGGGGGAUAAUAAAGAAAGAGAGAGAGACAGAGAGAGAGAAGCAAAGACGUAGGGAAUGGAAAGCGUUCACGCAGUUAAUGGCUCAGCUCCAGCUUGCCCUGAUUUCAUUUCGUAUACGGUAAAAAAUGCAGCAGGAAAGGUGAUUUCCAUCGGCUUGGCAUUUGUUUUCAGCAACCUCUCACACCAGCUUCUAAAGCCUCUAUCCCAACCACGCAUAGCUUCUGAUAUUGCUGUGGGCCUGGUUCUUGGCAACAUAAGUUUGAUACGCCAUGCUUUCGAUGAACAAUUUAUCGACAUAUUAAAUUCUAUUGCUGAAUUUGGUAUGAUAUGUUACAUGUUUGUGCUGGGAAUGGAAAUGGAUCCAUAUGUAAUCUUUAAAGCACCAUCAAGAAAUGCUAUGGUAGCCUAUGCUGGAAUGGUGCCCACAAUCAUUUUAGUUUGCAGCAUAACCCCAUUGCUGCACUAUUAUCAGCACCCUACCAUUGGUUUCACUCUUUCCCUCUCCACCACUCUCUCUGGCAGUUCCUCCCAUAUACUAACUCGCCUUAUAACCAGUCUCAAAAUAGGCAAGUCAGAUAUAGGAAAACUUGUAAUUGCAGCAGGAAUGCACUCUGACAUGAUAUCCGUGCUUCUCGUCUCCAUCGGAUAUCUUCUUUUCCCAACCGCUAUCACAGUUAACGAUAUUGCUGCAAACAUUAGAAUGACCUUAACUAUGGCUGCUGCUUUGCUGCUCCAAAUAAUUUUCACGGCCACAGUUUCACCCAUCUUUAUGAACUGGGUGAACAACGAAAACCCUGAAGGGAAACCCAUGAAAGGUUCCCACUUGGUGCUUUCCAUUGCCUAUAUGGCAUUUGUUUGCAGCGGUGCCCCGAUUUAUGGAUACAGUCCCAUUCUCAGCGCAUUCGUGGCUGGAGUUUUCUUACCGAGUGAGGGGAGAGUAUCAAAAUGGGCAGUUGGCAAAAUCAACUACCUAUUACCUACCAUUUUCUACCCAGUGUUCUUCUUUUGGAUGGGGUUUCAUGCUGAUUUCAGCAAAUUUGAAGCUAGCCAUUGGGGAACAUGGGGAAGGUUUUUGGUCCUUGUAUUCAUCACAAUAUUUGGCAAAGUGAUUGGAACAGUCAUAUGCGGGGCGAUGUUAGGUUUUCAUCAGCGUGAAUCUGCUGAACUCGGUCUCCUUUUAACUGCAAAAGGCCACUUUCAUGUAUUUCUUGCAGUUAUUGGAAUCCUGUUAAACAUAACAACUACUACGACUAGCAUUUCAAUCAUUAUUGUGAUCUUCCUUUCGGUUCUACCCACCCCAUUAGUUGUGUCACAAAUCAUAAAACGUGCGAGGAAACGUGCACCUACGCAACGAGUGGCUCUUGAGUGGCUCGACCCCUCUAAUGAGCUUCGGAUCCUGCUAUGUAUUCAAGGAGUGCAUAACGUGCUUUCAACCAUCAACUUCAUGGAAAUUUCUCAAGGGGCAUCAGAUCCAGGAAUUCUGGUUUAUCUUACCGACAUGGUUGAACUCACAGAUCACAUAGCUUCUACACUGGUUCAAGAAGGAAUGGACACUGUGACCGUGAUGGACAAGGAUGUAACCGAGAUGAGAGAUCAGAUCUCUACUGCAGUCCAAGCUUAUGUAGAGGAAAAUGGCAAUGGUAUAACACUCAGACGAAUGCUUGCUCUCUCAACAUUCGAUGGCAUGGCCAAAGAUAUCUGCAAUUUAGCAGAGGACUUGAUGAUCUCCCUCAUCAUAUUGCCAUUUCACAAGAACCGGCAUGCAAAUGGGACAUUGGACGGGGGUAAUCCUGGGUUCAGAUAUGUGAACCGUAAGGUGCUCCGGAAUGCACCAUGUUCAGUGGGGAUUCUUGUGGACCGAGGUUAUGGGUUGGUAGAGAAAAUAUCAAAGUCAGUAAGCUCUUUCCAAGUAGCAGUCAUCUUCUUUGGUGGCAAAGAUGACAGAGAAGCACUAGCUUAUGCAGGUCGUGUUGCACGACAUCCUGGAGUAAAACUCACGGUGAUAAGAUUCCUACUUGAUAGUGAUUCAGUGACUACCUCGAGAAGAGCUGGCAAUUAUAGGAUAAAUGCUGCUAAGCAGGAAGAAGAGAUGAAGCUUGACGAUGAGAGUUUUGCUCAAUUCUAUGAGAGACACAUCGCUGGGGGGCAUGUUUCCUAUAGCGAGAAGCAUGUUGCCAAUUCAGCCGAGACCUAUACUACUCUGAGAUCAUUGGAAGGACAGUAUGGGCUAAUAAUAGUAGGGCGUGGUGGGAGGGUGGACUCGAUAUUGACAAUCGGCAUGAAUGACUGGCAGCAAUGUCCGGAAUUAGGCCCUAUAGGGGAUGUUCUUUCAGGGUCUGAUUCCUCACACACAACCUCUGUUUUGAUCAUCCAACAACAUAGUCUUAAGGGAGAAUUAGAUGGUGUGGAUGAUGAGUUUUCCAUCAUGUAAAUCUCUAGAGAGAUGGUUCUAAAAUUUAGGACACUAAUUGUAGGAAAGAAGCAGAAUAGUUGUAGAUAGAGCUGGUAGAAAGGAAAGAAAUCAUGCAGAUGGAAAGGUAGAAUGUAAUCUAUGAUUAUUCACUUAAUGAGAUAAGAAAAAAUGGAAUAAUUA
Populus trichocarpa (black cottonwood) is the source of this 3647-nucleotide messenger RNA. Its product is annotated as cation/H(+) antiporter 28. Gene Ontology annotation, cellular component: membrane; endomembrane system. The coding region runs from base 1110 to 3485 and encodes 791 amino acids. Gene Ontology annotation, biological process: proton transmembrane transport; regulation of pH. The transcript has 4 exons. The record is from RefSeq and is a predicted model, not a curated record. Gene Ontology annotation, molecular function: antiporter activity. NCBI's taxonomy places the organism in Eukaryota, Viridiplantae, Streptophyta, Magnoliopsida, Malpighiales, Salicaceae.